This is a messenger RNA of Pimephales promelas (fathead minnow), 3934 nucleotides long. The record is from RefSeq and is a predicted model, not a curated record. NCBI's taxonomy places the organism in Eukaryota, Metazoa, Chordata, Actinopteri, Cypriniformes, Leuciscidae.
AAAACAAAAUAAACAAAUGGAAAAAAUACAAACUAAAGAGAUGUUUCAUAUAUGAACUAAACUGAUGUUAGGAUUGGCUGAUUUUGUGUGCGUGUGUGUGUGUGUGUCUCUGAGAAACUGCUGACAGGAUGAGGAUUUCUGGAUCAGGUCCGUCUGCGAUCUCUUGAUUCUCUGCCACAGAAGAUCCGGAUUCGCUGUCAGAUCAUGAACUCUUCCCGUGUGAGACUCGCAGAUCUCAUCAGAGCCGCUCCUGGGCUUUUAUGGAGAAUCAUAAACAUGUCCUGGAGGUUUGUGGUGUUUGAUGGCCGUAGCAGCUGAAGCUCGAGCGCUGAGGCCUCUGGGUAACUGUGUUUGAUGAUCUUGGCCUGACGCAGACGGUCUGUUAUUGCAGAGAGUGUGUGUUUGUGUCGGAUCUGAUUUACUGUGCGCUCGGUCCCGUGUGUUAUAUCCUGGGAACCACUGAAAAACCUUUUUAGAUUUGAUUUUUUACAACCGUAAAAUAUCAUUCUCAGAUUGUUCUGGGAAGCGGUUCCUGCAUUGACAUCCUUCCAGUGGAUAUUUGUGAGUGUUUCCGAGGCUUCGUGAGUUUAUUUAUUGUUCUGUCGCCAUGGAAACAGAUGCUCUGGCGCCCGUUGCAGGAACGCAACCAAUCCUGUUAAACCAGAAGGCCAUGAUUCAGUGCUUGAUGAUCGACCGCAGUGAUGAGGUGCAUCGUAGUGCUUCAGAGGUCAGAGGUUGUGUCGUUGUGCCUUCUUAGGUCAGAGGUCGCUGCAUGCCAUCAAAGGUCGUGUCGUUGUGUCUUCAGAGGUCAGAGGUCAUGUCGCUGUGCCAUCAAAGGUCGUGUCGUUGUGUCUUCAGAGGCCAGAGGUCAUGUCGCUGUGCCAUCAAAGGUUGUGUCUUCAGAGUGUGUGUGUUGUGUUCUUGUAGGGCAGAACGUGAGUUUGCAGGGGAUUGUGGGAAACAGAAGCGUCUCCUGAUCCGUGCCGUCGAUGGUGAGCGGCUCGUGACUCUGUCAGAUGCGACUGAAGACUGUGUGUGUUGGACGCUCGUCAGAGGGGAUGAAGCAUUACACGGCUGAUUAAAGCUCUAGUCGUCUGGCCUGGUUCUGCGCGGACAGAUGUUUCCCCGAGGCGGAUCAGGGUUUGGUCUGAAGAAUGUGUGAGGGUUUCAGGAAGCGUCUCAGAUUCAUCCCAUCAAUCCAGUGAAAACACACUUUAAUUUGCACAAACUCUGAGAUGUGAGGAAGUGAAGCUCGUAAUGAGACGAUCAUGAAUCAGUGAGUCACGUCUGAACGGAUCAGAGUCACCGAAGCUUCACAGCAGACGCUCAUUAUAGCUGGCCUUCAUUCACUGUAGAGGAGCAGAUAUGAGAGAAGUUUUCCCUGAAACGAGGACGGAGUGAGUUAAUGGGUCCGGGAUGGGAUCGGAUCGGAUGAUGUGGUUUCGGACGCUCCUGCUGCUGGGACUCCUGCUGGACGUGUGUUCUGGACAUUCCUCUGAUGAUGAGGAUUAUUACAUGCAGGAGCUGCUGAGUCGGGAACAUUACAAGCGGAUCCCGGAGAGCGGAGAGACUCCCGGACGGGGAGUCGGGAAGGAGAGCAGAUCCACACCAGGGAAAGCUGCUCACAGAAAGAAUGAGAAGAAGAAAGCGAUGAAAGCAUCCGAGGGCGUCAGUGGUGGUUCGUUCGCUCCCGAGCGAGUUGACUGUCCUCCGCUGGGUCUGGAGACGCUGAACAUCGAUGACUUCCAGCUCCACGCAUCCAGCAUGAGGCACUACGGUCUGGGGCCGCACAGGGGCCGGCUGAACAUCCAGGGUGGUCUGCUUGAGGAUGACCUGUAUGAUGGAGGCUGGUGUGCUGGAAGGAUCGACCCGCUGCAGUGGUUAGAGGUCGACGCUCGCAGACUCAUGAAGUUCACCGGGGUCAUCACUCAGGGGCGGAGCUCACUCUGGUCGAGUGAUUGGGUGAGCUCAUAUAAAGUUCUGCUCAGUAAUGACUCUCACAGCUGGGUGACACUGAAGAACGGCUCCAGAGAUCUGAUUUUCUCUGGGAAUCGGGAGAAGGAGAUCCCCGUCCUCAACAGCUUCCCCAAACCUGUCGUCGCUCGCUACAUCCGGAUCAACCCUCGGUCCUGGUUCCCCGGCGGCGGCAUCUGCAUGCGUGUGGAGAUCCUGGGCUGCCCGAUGCCAGAUCCAAACAAUUAUUACCGGAGAAGAAAUGAAGUGACGACGACGGACGAGCUGGACUUCAGACACCACAGCUAUAAAGACAUGAGACAGCUGAUGAAGGUGGUGAACGAGAAGUGUCCGAACAUCACGCGCAUCUACAACAUCGGCCGGAGCUUCAGCGGACAGAAGCUGUACGCCAUCGAGAUCUCGGAUCGGCCCGGCGAGCAUGAGCUGGGCGAGCCCGAGUUCCGCUACACGGCCGGUUCCCACGGUAACGAGGUUCUGGGCCGCGAGCUGCUGCUGCUGCUCAUGCAGUUCAUGUGUCAGGAGUAUCUGAGCGGAAACACUCGCGUACGCCACCUAGUGGAGGAGACGCGCAUCCACCUGCUGCCCUCCGUCAACCCCGACGGCUACGAGAAGGCCUUCGCCGCGGGCUCGGAGCUCAGCGGAUGGACUCUGGGCCGCUGGAGUCACGACGGCCUCGACAUCCAUCAUAACUUCCCUGACCUCAGCUCAGUCCUGUGGGAGGCGGAGAACCGGAACUGGGUCCCGCGCAAGUUCCACAACCACCACAUCCCCAUCCCGGACUGGUACCGCUCCGAGAACGCCAGCGUGGCCGCGGAGACGCGCGCUCUGGUGUCGUGGAUGGAGAAGAUCCCGUUCGUGUUGGGGGGCAACCUGCAGGGCGGCGAGCUGGUGGUGUCGUUCCCGUUCGACCGCACGCGCUCCGAGACGCUCCGGCAGCCGACGCCCACGGCCGACGAUCACGUGUUCCGCUGGCUGGCGUUCUCCUACGCCUCCACGCACCGGCUCAUGACCCACGCCAGCCGCAGGGUCUGCCACACACACGACUUCGCCAAGGAGGACGGCACCGUCAACGGCGCCUCGUGGCACACGGCCGCAGGAAGUAUGAACGACUUCAGCUACCUGCACACCAACUGCUUCGAGCUCUCCAUGUACGUGGGCUGUGACAAAUACCCUCACGAGAGCGAACUCCCCGAGGAGUGGGAGAACAACCGCGAGUCUCUGCUCGUCUUCAUGGAACAGGUGCAUCGUGGGAUUAAAGGUGUGGUCAGAGACGUUCAGGGGAGAGGAAUCGCCAAUGCCAUCAUCUCUGUGGACGGAAUCAAUCACGACAUUCGCACAGCGUCUGACGGGGAUUACUGGCGUCUGCUGAACCCGGGUGAGUACCGCGUGACGGCCCGUGCCGAGGGCUUCGGCGGCAGCAGCCGAGUGUGUGUGGUGGGAUACGACAUCGGCGCUAGCGGCUGCGACUUCACACUCGUACGCUCAAACCUGUCGCGCAUCCGAGAGAUCAUGCAGAAGUUCAACAAGCAGCCAAUCAGCACGAGGAGACUGAGACAGCCCCGCCCACUGGACACAUAGAGGAGAGUGAGUGUGUGUGUGUGUGUGUGUGUACAGGAGCUGUUUAUCAAGAGAGUAUUUUAUAUAAAGCAUUAUCUGCUCUUCAUUGAUGUUUAUUGGCUUUAAUAUAUUUCAGAUUUGUUCUUCAUUCAGUAUCGAGUGACUCCAGCUCUUCUCUCUUUUAGUUUUAUUCAGUAUAAUGUCAUUAGAGCGUAAUGAAUAAUAAGGUGAAGCUCCCGGCUCGACGGGGUCAGCCUCGGCUCGCCGGUGACCUCUGACAUCAUCAGAUCCUCCUCACUGUGUUUGUUCAUAAUGUCCUCGUCAUUGUAUUGAGAAUAUUCAUACAUACAGCAACAAUAAAGCUUCAGAGAACUGAUCUGAACCUACUAUAUCUGACCUUCCG